AUGUCCUUGCCAGGCAGCAGACGACCCUCAACGGGAUCCCGAAGUCGUGAGUUUUAUGGAAGGAGUGGCUUUGCCUCCUUCUUUAAGUCUGCAGCGGCCCCUGCCACUCCGACCGAGAAACAGCCUCUUCUUCCUGCCUCCAGGCGUCCCUCCCCGCCCGUGAGCAUGCGGGACACCUACGGCACUUCCUCGUACAGCAGCAGCAGCAACUCCGGCUCCUGCAAGGGCAGCGACAGCAGCCCCACCCCAAGGCGCCCAGCCAAGUACCUGCUGUGCAGCGAUAACCAUGGGAUCAAGCCCCCAACCCCUGAGCAGUACCUGACCCCUCUCCAGCAGAAGGAGGUCUGCAUCCGACACCUGAGGGCUCGGCUGAAAGACACUCAAGAGAGGCUGCAAGACAGAGACUCUGAAGUUGACGAUCUCAAGACGCAGCUCUCGAGGAUGCAGGAAGACUGGAUCGAGGAAGAGUGCCAUCGCGUGGAGGCCCAGCUGGCCCUGAAGGAGGCCCGGAAGGAGAUCAAGCAGCUGAAGCAGGUGAUCGACACCGUCAAGAACAACCUCAUAGAGAAGGACAAAGGGCUCCAGAAGUACUUCGUGGACAUCAACAUCCAGAACAGGAAACUGGAGACUUUGCUGCACAGCAUGGAAGUGGCCCAGAACGGAGCGGUCAAGGAGGAAGGCGCGGCGGAGUCGGCAGGCGGCUCCCCGGCUCGUUCUCUCACUCGCAGCUCCACCUACACCAAGCUCAGUGACCAAGGGGCGGCCGACAGGAACGUGGGCGGUUCCCAGACCAUCUCGGUGGAAGAGACGGUGGACAGUGGCUUCGUGGCUGCAGAGGACUCUCUGAGCCGGACGGACUUGCUGGAGCAGAGCAGCCUGCUGUCUUCUGGGAUUGAAUGUGGUACGGACGAGGCCUCCCUGCAAACCUCCUUCACCCUGGGCUCCCGGAUGCCAACCAGCUCCACGUACGAGAAACUCAUGGGGUCUCAACACAGCGUGGAGGCGGCGGUACAGGCCAGCUGCAUGCAGGAACAAGCCAUACAGACGGACUUUGUACAUUAUGAGCCAGAUCUUGAUACCAUCUUGGAGAAGGUCAUGAAGUCCCAGGCCUGCAGUUUGGGCAGCCCCACGUCAGUGUGGGUGUCUGAAAUGGAGGACGGGGCUGAGCCCAAUAACUCAGAGAUUCGUGCCCAAACUUUCCCCGAUGGGGGCCCAGAUUUGGCCGCUUCCGAUCCCAACUCGGCUGCGGUGGUCACUGCGGGAGACCAUGCCGAGAAUCCUGCUGGGCCACCAGGUCCUGUAGGGUCAGCAGACAACAGCCCAGCGGUGCGCCAACCCUCAAGUGCGAGCCAGUCGGUGAGAGUUGUGUGUGCCCCAGACGAAGAGGCUGUUGAGCCAAGCCAAGAAGGGGCAGAGGCAGCCUCCCUAGAGCCCCAAAGUUACUGGAGCCGCCAUUUCAUUGUGGACCUGUUGGCUGUGGUAGUGCCAGUGGUGCCCACUGUGGCAUGGCUGUGCCGCACGCAGAGGAGACAAGGCCAGCCUAUCUACAACAUCAGUGCCCUCCUGCGGGGCUGCUGCACGGUUGCUUUGCACUCCAUCCGCAAGAUCAGCUGCCGUUCCGUAAGCAGCGCCAGCAGCGCCUGCUCCCAGCCGUGA
Messenger RNA from Eublepharis macularius, 1656 nucleotides. RefSeq names its product syntaphilin (gene SNPH). The record is from RefSeq and is a predicted model, not a curated record. Gene Ontology annotation, cellular component: cytoplasmic microtubule; mitochondrion. Gene Ontology annotation, biological process: neuron differentiation. NCBI's taxonomy places the organism in Eukaryota, Metazoa, Chordata, Lepidosauria, Squamata, Eublepharidae. The transcript has 4 exons. The coding region runs from base 1 to 1656 and encodes 551 amino acids.